AUGUCCAAUAAAAAUUACACUAUGAUUCAUUAUCAUAUCCCAUAAGAUUUGGAUGAUCCAGAAUAGCCUAAUGCUUAUACGUAUUGAGUAUGGUUAAAUAUUAUUAGAAUUCAAUUAAAUAUCAAAGAUAUCACAUACACAGAUAUUCUUAAGACAUUCCCAAUCAAGGGAUAAUUUGACUUUAAAUUUUUAUAUCAACAUUAAAAAGAAAACUUUUGGCUUGAUAUUAAAUCUAAUGCUACUCCUUUACCAAUAGUGAAUAAGCAUAUUCAUGUAAGAGCUGAGCGUGUUGUAAAACCAUAAGAAACUCAACCUAUUUAAAUUGUUUAACCAUUAUAAUAAAGUUAACCUGUUUAAUAAUAAUAGAAUGAUUUAAUGUAAUUUUGA
Paramecium primaurelia is the source of this 387-nucleotide messenger RNA. The record is from the annotation of a GenBank genome assembly. Lineage: Eukaryota; Ciliophora; Oligohymenophorea; Peniculida; Parameciidae.